Messenger RNA from Osmia bicornis bicornis, 1332 nucleotides. RefSeq names its product rRNA methyltransferase 3, mitochondrial. The record is from RefSeq and is a predicted model, not a curated record. NCBI's taxonomy places the organism in Eukaryota, Metazoa, Arthropoda, Insecta, Hymenoptera, Megachilidae. The transcript is spliced from 4 exons. Gene Ontology annotation, molecular function: RNA binding; RNA methyltransferase activity. Bases 76 to 1332 code for a protein of 418 amino acids. Gene Ontology annotation, biological process: RNA processing.
CAGGAACUAUAAUUUGUACUCAUCCAAUGGCGCCGGCAUCAACCACAACAGAACCCUAUUUGAGUUGAAACAAGCAUGGUUAGAAUGGUGUUCCUCAAUGUUCUGCACAAUAUUGUUCGACCACUUCGAUAUGCUAACACUUGUCAGACAAUUCACUUAAAUGUAACACGACAAUACGCAAGAUGGAUUAGUCGAAGACCAGUUGCAAUUGCCAAUGAAGACGAACUGUUCGAAAGUGAGGAUACCACUCAAGAAAAACCUUUACGUCCCAAAACUUUUCCAAGAAAGCAAAGAAAAAAGAAACCUGUAAAAAAACCUACAGAAAUUACUGAAGAAAAGUAUAAGUUUACGAAUCUCAAAGAAAGUGAUAAAAUCGUAUCAAAAUUACUGACCGAGUUAAAGUCUCGAAAAAGAAGAGGAAAAAACGAUGAAGUGGUUUUAGAAGGAUGUAGAUUAAUUAAAGAUGCACUUAAGGCUGGUGCAGUACCAAAAGCGAUACUUUUUAAUGAUCCUUCUGAUAUAAAAGAAUUAAAUAUACCUGAAAAAGUUACAUUAUAUAAAGUUCCAUAUAAAACACUUCAACUAUGGUCUGGUUUAACUGCUUCUCCAGGAUUAUUAGGAAUUUUCAAUACACCUGAUGUAGAAAAUACUACUCCUGCUGAUAAUGCAUUACCAGUCACUAUAAUUUGUGACAAUGUAAGGGAACCAGGAAAUUUAGGAUCCAUCAUGAGAGCUGCUGCAGGUGUGGGUUGUGAGAAGUUAAUAAUAAUGAAAGGUUGCGUAGAUUUAUGGAAUCCAAAAGUUCUCAGAAGCGCAGCUGGAACUCAUUUUCAUUUACCUAUUCAUGCAUUUCCAGUAUGGGAUGAUAUUCCAUCCUUAAUUGGUAAAGACUCCAAUGUUUUUGUGACAGACAGCAACUUUGGUGAUGAAUAUAUAUCAGAGUACUCUCCUAAUAUGCUUGAAUCAAGUAUGAAUAUAUUUGAUAUUAAUCCAGAAGAAUUGAAAAACAAAUUUGGCGUUAACGAAGAAACAAACGAAGCGUCAAGAUUAAUAGUACCAAAGAAUAAGAAAAUGAUGAAAAGUUUCAUGUUGAAUCUACCUAUUGUACCAUACUAUUCUUUAGAUUAUACACAAACCGAAAUUGUAAUCAUUCUAAGCGGCGAAACCGAAGGUUUGAGUUUGGAUUGUUACAAAUUCUUAAGUGAAAGAAAAAGUAUUCGUAUCAAUAUACCUCUUGUUAAAGGAGUUGAUAGUUUAAAUACAGGAGUUGCACUUGGCAUUGUUGCUUUUGAAAUUAAGAGACAAAUUCUAAAAAAACAAAGCCAACUUUAA